Messenger RNA from Haplochromis burtoni (Burton's mouthbrooder), 11885 nucleotides. RefSeq names its product kazrin. The transcript is spliced from 15 exons. Gene Ontology annotation, molecular function: protein binding. Lineage: Eukaryota; Metazoa; Chordata; Actinopteri; Cichliformes; Cichlidae. The record is from RefSeq and is a predicted model, not a curated record. Bases 8901 to 11090 code for a protein of 729 amino acids.
CUCUAAUCAGGUGAAAUAUGUUUCAUUUCCUGCGCUUGCUUUGCUGUAAAAGCUUUGGUGGAUGUGAAAGUUCAUAUAGAUUCGCCCAAAUACACAUAUGCAAAUAUAGUGUAUGUACACACACAUGCAGCUGGAAAUGCAUUAAAUCCAUAAACAUGUCAGGUUCAGGGUCUUUAAGAUGUGCACGCGAGGAUUUGUAAUGCAGUAAGCGCAUCACUUACUCCCCCGUCUCAGCAGUGUCGGCUUGCAUUUGUCAGAAAUGAGAGUGUGUAUUACUUAAACUACUAAGAACUGAUUCCACCAUGUUGUUUCAAGUGUACUAUAUUAUUUAAGCUCUAUGUGUUAUAAAAAGAGAUGCUUUUUUAAUCACUUAAACGAGGUCAGAAGUUCAUAGUAAUUAUAAUAUUAUGCACUUAGAAGCAAUUUAGAAAAGGAUUGUUUUACUUUUUAUUAAACGGUUACCCAACUUCAGCUCAUGCUUCACCGUCACCACAGUCUGCCCUGUGUGUUUAGUCACUUGUGUCACCGAGAGCCAUCUGGAAAAGCAGCCUAUUAACUUUAAAGACUGUAUUUAUUCCCAUGACGCUUAUCUGACUGGGUGGUCAGACGGGUCUCACAUUAGCGCCAGCCGCUCUCCAGACAAACACUUUUAGUAGUUUGUCUGGAGUCCGUCUCCAUGUUCCAGCACUUUCAUCACUAAAGCUUGGAGUCUUUUAUAGAAGAUCAAAGAUGUUAAGUACGGCAUCAGUCCAGGAGUGUGUCCUGAGUAGUGUGUCUUGUAAAGUUGCCAGUUCCAGUAUGGAUCUUUAUUGUCAUCCAGGCAGCCGCCCAGGGCCUUUAUUCAUUAGAGUAUCCUGCUUAGGGCUUUAUUUGAAUGCCAGGUCUCUUGUCUCUUCCUAAUAGUGUGUGCCAGUGUGGCGAUGGUACUGAGUGCACUCACAAAUGGUCACACAACAAUCAUUUUUUGCAGUUUCUUGUUCCUGAUUACAACUGUAAGGUACUUUUACUUUUGUAUUUCUGUCAUUCUUCACUGCAUUCACCGACAGCUUAAUAAAUUAUUAACACUUCAAUACUGUAAACAUAAAAUACAUGAUAACAUAUAAAAUCUGCUUUUGAGACUCAAGCGAGCAGAUAUACUGACAGAUUCGGUCAUAUUUUUAAACCUUUUAUAUGUGCGUCACUCCUACAGAGCAUAAAGCAGCUGGUCCUUUAGUUCUAUAGACAUUUCCUGGGUGCUGUAAAUGUGCAGACUCAGGAAAAAGCACGUAGGCACACCAAACCCCUGCAGUGGCCAAGGCCACGUAUAUCACCACAAGUUUCAUCAGAAUGAGAAUGGGGAUCUAAGAGGCUGUGCUAUGAGAGAGAGAGACAGGGAAGGAGAGGGAGAGACCAAUGUAAGCAGUGAGUGCUGGAUCAUAAUGAAGACAGGUGCUGCUUCGGCACAUUAAGUGGCACUGAUGUCACCAGCCGGGCGAGGCUUGGUAUGUGCGCCACAUUAGAUAGGAAGGUCAAUGCGAAGGAGUCAAACAGGGCUUCCAGGGAAAACUGGCUUAAGAGGGAAGGACAGACAGGGAAGGGGGAAGUGGAGGAUAAAAGAGUUGAAGAGCACUGCAAGGAGAAGGAGAAAGACUAGGUGAGGGAUUACAUAAGGAAACGUUAUUGCAGGCAUAUUCUGAUUAACACGAGAAAAUCAACCGGUGAAGCAGGCGGAGACAGAAAAGAACAAACGAUUAAUAAAGCACGGGAGAAUGUGAAGCUGUGCGUGUGGGGGGGUGACUGUGCAGAGCGGUCUCUGCUGAGCACUUCCAUUUUUCUCAUGUGCUGACACUUUCCAAAACACCUGCCCCCAUCGAAGCCCUCUUACAGCCAGUGGGAGAGUGGCAGCUAAAUUGCCUUCAGCAACAAUAUCCAGGCCUCUCCAUUGUAAUUUACACACAUCAGAAAUAGCUACUCAGAAAUGCUUAGACACAAUUGUCCAAGAGUAGCUAGGCUUGCCAUUUUAAUGUGACUCAUUUGCAUAAGUGCAGUAACUGGACAGAGCAAUAUUAUUAUGUUACAUGCUGUAUGCCAUGAUCACAAGGUCGUGGCCAGUUUUUACAUAAUCCGGCUAGUAUGACCAAAGAAAGGAAGGGAAAUGGUAAUUUAGACUUAUUACUCUGGACAUAAUGAUUAUAUCCCUGUAAUGGAGUUUUGAGCCGUCGAUCCACAGAAAUGUGAUCUUAUGAAUCCUAAGAAAAUUGUGCCGCAGUUUGCACAGACAACGAUCUUAUCUGUGUGCUUGUGUGUCCUCUGGCCUUCCUGUUAAAAGCUACAGAGAGGUUAAAGCUGACGGAGGGAGCAGAGCAGCAGUGAGACUGUCUUCGGUCUUUGUCGCUUUCUAACGGCUUCAUUAAAGGAGGCUUCUGAAAAGUAGAACUCAAAGGUCAUGAAGUCUAAAAGCUGGAUUUCAAAGGGUCUAGAUCAUACUUGUCUGCUGUGAAGGGCUUUAUUUAAGCAGUCUUCAAAGGAAAUACUGUUACAGGAAAAAAAAAAAAACCAAAUAUGCAUAUCAGUACAUGUGGGUGUAUGCCUACGUGUGUGCGCCAAUGUGUGUGCAUGGCUGGCUUGCUUUAACAAACAGUUUAAGAAGAAAAUUCAGUAAAACACAAGCUUAUAUUAGACCAUUUACCAAUAAAAAUCCUGUUUUGUUCUUCUUUCUACAUCCCACGGAAUCCAGUCAGAGGCAGGCUGUAUUUGUCUAACCUGUUGUCAUAUUUAAAUGACUGAACUGUUAUCACAAAACAACAUAAAUUUAGUUGUAAAGCUGUGAUGUUUAGUUGUUGCUAGUUCAGUUCAGACUGAACCCUAGUACCAGAAAUCCAGGUUAGCCAAAUAAAGCUAAUCUCAUUGAGUAUAGUUUCUUGGUCUGAAUAAUGAAGUUCUUAUCAAUGACCAGCAGGGGGCGACUCCUCUGAUUGCAUCCAUAGAGAAUAGGAAUGAGGGGCAUAGCUUCAAUGUUGAUGUAUAAGCUGCCACCAUGUAAGAAGUUAUCUUAAAUAGAUUCAAGUUGUCAGGUGAGGCCAGCAAGUUUGGUUAGCAGUUGCAGUCAUAAACUGAAUGGGCGCAACACACAACACAUAUGUUGGUUACUGAGUGCCAAGCAACGGACUGAGUUACUAAACAACUAAACAAAUCUGAAGCACAGACUUCUGGGUGGUCUUUACCACUCAACAAGCCAUAAUAUCAUAGAUAAUCCAUUAAGAGGUUAAAAAAGGGAUCCAACAGGAACGUUUGUGUUGGUGUUAAGUUUCCCCUCCGCCACCCUUCCCUCUAGUCACAUCUGCUUUCAGAAUCCCAGAUGAAAAUCUGUGACCAAAGACUUUAUAGCAGGGCUUUUGUUGGUUACAGUACAGCCAUCUGUUUUACUGAGUAAUGUAAUCGCUAAGACCUUUCUCAAAACAUUUUUAAGAUGGGUUUAAAGAGAAAAGUGUUCAAGGAGUGUAAAUUAAAACCCAUUGCGUUAGCUGUGGCACUACAAAGAUUUAGAUUUCUGCUCUUGCCAAAUAAUCAGACCGUUUAUUAGUUUAAUGCAAAGUAUAAGAGCCACAGACAGCUUUUUAAUGAGUUUCCAGUUCACACUUCAAAACUUUAUUUUGCUACGACACUAACGAAUAUUGUGUUUUGAUUGAUAAGGAAAUAUGAAUUCAUUUUAAAAUGUGUCAAAAACAUAACAUGUAGAUUGAUGAAUGGAUUGAUUCUUGUGUAGCACCUUUCUGCUGUACUUGAGCAGUCAAAGAGCUUUAUACAAACUGCCUGAGUCACCGACACACGUGCUUUUUUCCCUACACCUUAGUGCUUUCUCGCUAACAUCCACACAUUCAUACUCAAUGUAUCAGAGAGCAGGUUUUGGUUCAGUAUCUUGCCCAAGGAUACUUAGGUGUGCAGACUGAAGACUAGAGAUUGAACCACCAACCUUCUGAUUAGUAGAUGACCUGGCUAGAUGACUCCUGAGCUACAAACAAACCCAUAUUGAAAGAAACUUAGUUUGCAGGUUGUCUGUCAUCACCUUGAUAAACACUCAGGUGUGCUGUGCCAUCUACUCAAACCUGCAAUGACCGAAUUAAAUGCAUGUUUUAAAAUUUUCAUUCCAGAAUUUAAACGCUCUGUGCUCUUAAUCAGAUUAUAUAUUGUCUGACUCCUUCUGAGAUGUUUCUCUGUUUGUUUUGCAGUCUUAAAAUCCACACCUACACCUCAUUAGGAUUUGGAUUUACACCUUAGCCUAGCACUGUGCCAAGGUGAUACUAAAUGUGUGUUUGUGUUUUGUUUAAUUUCUAAAUUGUACCUUGGAUCAUGAAAUGAAAUGAACAGCCAGCUGGCCACCUUCAGUUUGUCCUUCAAAACGUAGAAGAAAACAACAUAAUGAAGAAAUAACCCUCUUCUGUUCAUCAGCUUUCAUAUUAAUUUUUCAACAAUUAGAAACCAUAUUCUUUUAAGCUCCUGAAAUCAAAGCUGAUAGUCAUCACUUCAUCCUAUAUCUGCAACACGAGCUUGGUUUGGUCCCUCUACUUAAAAUAACAACAGUUGUGUUGUUCAAGAUAAUGUGGGCCAAACUCUAGGUUUAGACACAAUAGGUCAAUAAAAGUACUAAGUAGCCGUUAGAACUUCAUGCAAAGUUUCAAGUUACAAUUUUCCAUUUGAAUCUCUGUCCCCAUUUUGUGUGAUUUGCCUGUGGUAAAAAAGAGUAAAAAGGUGAGGUGUGUGGAGAAAAUUAUAGGAAAGAAACAAUAUUGUCUUGAGGUCACACAUUAUAAACACUUAUGUUUCUUUGUUACAACCCCUGGGUUACAAAUGCAUCCAAACAUUUGGGCAUUUAUGGGGAAAUUGCAUAGUUUGUAGAUUUUUUAAAGUGAAACCCCUGCACCAAAUGGAUUUAAAGGGAACAUUUAGUCACGUCUGCUCAAUCACUGUAAUGCACUAUGAGGCAGGUCAAGAACUGUUGUUAAGAAUCAUUGAUGGCGACUGCUGAGUUGAUAGUCCCUCAUACUUACGGUAACAACCAUGCACUCCUCCUCCUGACCCUACUGAUUUGUACACAUACCAGAUGGGCUAAAAUGUUUCGGCAGCUGAGUCCCCAGUUCCACUUCUUGUGGCCGGACAAAUAGAAAAAUGCAAGAAAUAGUGCCAAAAAAGCCAGUGAUACACAAAAGCAUAUGUGCAGCAGAAGACACACAUUGAUUAGCUUGAUUUUGUUGUGGAUAGUGCUGCAGUGCUGAAAUUUUAAGCAGCAGAGAACAGCGCUGCAGCAGUUUCCUGCUGUACAUGAGAUCAUUUACCCUCUGCAGUGUUUUACAGUGGCUCAGACUGCCGUGACAACUUUAUUUCUGAGACAUCUCCCUCUAUUACUUUUUGUAUCACAUUCUGCUUAGAACCGUCUUCUCUUUACUUGGUCUUCUUCACAGUUCACUACUACUUUUAACUCCAUUAGUUCACACUUUGUGACUUAUGGACUGAUUUAAUCCUGAUUUAUUUGAAGGUUGUUGAGAAAGACCACGGAGAGAAGGAAAAGGGAAAGUGAGAAUUUAUGAGGACAUGGAGUCCAUUAACACACGCACUGUGUGUUGUAACAAAGGCCAAUUUGGUGGACUUUGUCCGCACCAUGUUGCUGACAUUAGAGAUCUAUACUUAUAUACUGUGUACGCACACAUACUAUAUGUACACACAUACAUGAUUUGAAGUUUUUUGCUUGCUUUUCUUUGAGUUAUUGUGCCAACCUAAUUCACUGCACAUAGACAAAGAGACUGGUUGCUCUAAUUAUUUUUAAUUUAAAGGACUGUGCUUCGAGGUCAUCACCUCCAGGCAUCCAGGACAUGCAGAAAAGCUUCUUUCGCAUUCAUAAUUUCACAUAAAAUACAGGGAAAUCACUUUAUCAUCAGGCAGUGGAGCAAUGUGUAUCACAGAUAGCUAAUUUUCCCCAUGUUCCUCAGUCCCCGAAGAGUGAUUUGAUGCUGUCUUAAUGUAGUGUAAAUAGCCAGUGAAUGCCAAGUACAUUCUUUUAAUUAGGAAACCCAACAGAGCUGUUGAUUAGCACUUUGUCUUCAUAAGUGUCUGAGUUUGAGCUACAGUUGGAUCUCUUACUAGUAACCUUAUAGUCUUCUAGCAUGUCCCAACAAAUCUUAAGCAAGAACAGUAUAAUAAAAAUGAUGUAUCCAACUUGCUUGCCUUUGUUUUAUAUGGUAAAACCCAAUCUAAUUGCCAGUUCAUUUCACAUUUCAAGAACAGCAGAGCAAUAAUUUCUUUGGUACUGCACUGAGGUCCCCCCCCCCACCCCUUCCACACACACAUGUAUUUCUUUAAAAUUAUUGUAGAAAUUUUUACAGCCAACAUCUGUACACGAUAAAUGACUUUUCUCCAGAGCUGGAAGCUGAGUCAUGUCUCAUCCGUAGAUUCAUUACACACUGUGCAGAGGUACAUGACUUCCUUUAUAGCUACUUUAACUCCAUCUUUCCUCUUCACUGGCAUUAAAAGGUAUUGGUUACCAUCCUGUGGAAUGGGAUUACGGCUGUACAGGAAAAAUAAGUUACAGCAAAAAAUCAGUGGCUCGAUUCCAAUUGUGUGGGACAAUAUAACUCAGGAGACUUCUUCCCACGCAUUGCUGAACAUCCUUGUGUGUUAUCAUGAAGUAAAAUCACAUUAGCACAUGUUCACAGUACAAAGUCUUGUAUUUGAUGUGGCCUCACAAAAAAAUAGUGCCUCUAUGUGCCCAUGUUGUCAGUAUUUAUGCUUAUUUAAUUCAGUUGAGUUCAUUUUACUUUGUGCUUUAUAUGUGGAUAACAUAGGCUUCUGCCAUAGAUGUCAAUUGACCUUGAAAUAUUUCCAAUAGAAGUCGGGGGGUGGCAAGAUGGUGCGGUAUUUAGGAGCCCUGCUCCACACCAGGAAAGUCUGGGGUUCAGAUUCAGUCAGUGGGUCCUUUCUGUGUGGAGUUUGGAUAGUUUCCCCAUAAUUGUGAGGCUUCUCUCUGGGUUCUCCUGUCUUUCAGUCCAAAAGCAUGUAUAGCUUAGGUUAAAUGGUGAUUCUAAAUCAGCCGUAGGUUUCAAUGUGAGUGCGAAUGGUUGUCUGUCCCUCUGCGUUAGCCCUGCUGUAGGCUGGAGAUCUGUCCAGAGUGUACUCAGAGUGACAGCUGGGAUAGGCUCCAGCCCUGAAUUGAAUAAACAGAAGAAAAUAGACUGGUGCAAUAGACAUCUCAGACACUUUUGUGAUAUUUGCUCUUUGUAGUAAAAUGUACACAUGGGCUUUUACAAACACGUCUGUAAAGUAAGUCUUGUGAUUUGCUAUUGUUGAGUCCAGAACAUACUUUAUGGAUGUCAUAAAAUAAAGAGCAAUUCAGUAGUUAUUGUUCUAUAUUUGAUCACAUUUCACGCUGCAUUGUUUUGCCAUGUUUGAUUUCUAACUUGAGCAUAAAGUAGACUUUUAAAUUAUGGUUUAAGAAGGUUUUUGACAACACACCACCAGGAGGCCAGUAAGGUUUUUAAAAUGCAUAUAAAUAAAUAAUUCACGAGAUUAACAGUGAGAAGAGAAAUUUUAAAUCCUUAAAAUUUGACUUUGAAUCACCUGAUAUAAUAUGAAUUUUGUGCAAAGAGUGGCAUACAGAAACUGCUGAUUUAUUCCUAAUUACUAUGUGGAAUGAAGGGGAAAUAACUUCAACAUCCUCGUUGUUAUUCUCUGAUUAGUCUCUGUUCUACUGUUUUGUCGUUUUUAUGACUAAUUCCCUAUGUGUGCUUUAAUUGUAGGAAUUACUUUUAUAGUCAUCGUCAUCAUUCUGCUCAUUUGAAAAGGUUUUAUCUUUUCCUUGCGGAAAGAUGAAUAAAUCUUAAUUAAUGCAUGGGCUUAUCAACUUUCUUUAAAAUCUCAGCUCCUUCUGUCUAACUACUAGGCCAUCAGCAUUUCUUCACUCACCGUCCUGCCUCAAAUAUCGUGUCACUGCAAGGGUGGUUGGACAAAAAGAAAAGAUUACAAAUGGCACGCAUCUGUGUCUGCUUUAAGUCACAGUGACUUUGUACACAUUCCUUGUCAACCAGAAUAUUAACAAGAGGCAUAUAAAAUGAAUGCAGAAGGCUUUAAAAGACUGCCUUAACAAUUCAGUGUAAACACAUCCAGUUUAUUACAUUUUAAAGUGGACCUAUGUUUUAAUCCAGAAAUGACGACAAUAUCCUGUGAACAUCCCACAAAUUUGGUCAUAAAUCCAAACAUUAUUGUGUUGCCUAAGCUUCUACUUUACUCUGCAGAGCGCACUUAGUUUGCACUGUUCAAGUUGCUCGACAACCACAGGAAAGAAAACUCACGUGAUAUUUUUCUUGUGCAAAAGUUUCCCACAGCAGCAGUGGUUUUAAUGGUGCUAAAGAUCUUUUUUUAUGAUGCUAUAAGUGUUAUUUUAAAAGCAUUAGCUUACUCAAGCCUCGGGCGAGUCAACAGGCCUGGUUUUGUCCAGCUUGCUGGUAUUGGAUUGCACACAAAUUAACACCCACCUGCCUGUAAGACUACACCUUGGCUUGGCUCUUUCCCUCAUUGGUGCAACUCUGUGUUAGAAUAAUGUGGGAAAAUCGUAGUCAUGGCCCCUUUGAGCUCCUCCUUCAUACCUAGUUAACUAUUUGAGCCAAGUGGGAGGGGCCUAAUGCACUGUAUCAUUGAAUUCAUGGGAGUAGCCUUGAACAGGUACACUUACAGGGGAAAGACAGAGGAAUAACUCCUGGAUUUAUUUCCUGGUGUCAACUGAGCCUGACUUUAGGGGAUGAAAAUUGAAGAAUGACAGGGUUUGAGUUUGGGAAGCUGAAGAAACAGUAAUUUUAGGAUUUGGUCUGUCCUGAAAGUCUCAGGACGCACGUCAGAUCCUGGAGUCCUCUGGUGAACUCCCCUCGGGGGAGGGGAUGAAAUCAGACAGGGAGCAAGGAAAGUCUGUUCUGCUGCGUGAAGAGGUGGCCCAGCUCCAGGAAGAGGUGCACCUGCUGCGGCAGAUGAAGGACAUGUUGAAUAAGGACCUGGAGGAGACCCAGGGAGGUUGCUCGGCUGACGUGCUCUCUGCCACUGAACUCCGUGUGCAGCUGGCGCAGAAGGAACAGGAGCUGGAUCGAGCCAAGGAGGCUCUGCAAGCCAUGAAGUCGGACCGUAAGCGUCUGAAAGCAGAGAAGGCAGACCUGGUGAAUCAGAUGCAGCAGCUUUAUGCCACAUUGGAGAGCCGAGAGGAGCAGCUCCGUGACUUCAUACGCAACUAUGAGCAGCACAGAAAAGAGAGCGAGGAUGCAGUAAAGGCGCUGGCCAAAGAGAAAGACCUCCUGGAGAGAGAAAAGUGGGACCUGCGGCGGCAGACCAAGGAAGCCACGGAGCACACGGGGAUGCUGCGGUCCCAGCUUGAUCUCAAGGAGAACCGCAUCAAGGAGCUGGAGGCUGAACUUGCCAUGAUGAGUAACUGUGUCAAUCAGAGAAUGGAGUUCCGGGUGUUUGAGCGCCUUGUGGACAGGGACUACUCUCCUAGGGUCAUGGCGGCGAAACAGUCGCUAGCCACCCUGACCAAGGAUGUGCCCAAGCGCCACUCGCUGGCCAUGCCCACGGAGGCGGUUGUCAAUGGAAACAACCAGGAGUGGGUGAUGCAGGCCGAUCUCCCUCUGACUGCUGCCAUCCGACAGAGUCAGCAGACCCUCUAUGUCCACACGGGGCAUCCCGCUGACAGGCAAGUGGCUGCCGUGCGGGUGAGCCCGUGCCACUCGCGCCAGCCCUCCAUCAUCUCCGACGCCUCUGCGCUGGAGGGAGACCGGUCGUCCACACCCAGCGACAUCAACUCGCCGCGCCAUCGGACUCACUCCCUCUGCAAUUCCCUAGAAGAUCUGGAGGAGGCGAAGCGUAAGAAGAAGAAAGAAAAGAUGGGGCUGGGGUCUCUGUCGCGCGUCUUCGCCCGAGGAAAGCAACGCAAGUCCCUCGACCCCGGUUUGUUUGAUGACUCGGAUAGCCUCUCCAGCCCUACUCGCCUCAGCCUGUCAGACGGGUCAGAGGACCAGCUCGACCGUCUGCAGCAGGUGGAGCUGGCCAGGACAACGCCCAUGUCUCUGUGGAGGGCAGGCACCGUGCAGGCCUGGCUGGAGGUUGUCAUGGCGAUGCCCAUGUACAUCCGCACCUGCUCAGAAAACGUCAAAAGCGGCAAGGUUUUACUGGGGUUAACGGAUGAAGACCUGGAGCUGGGUCUAGGUGUCAGCAAUUUGAUGCAUCGUCGGAAACUCCGCCUGGCCAUUGAAGAUUACAGAGAUGUUGAGAACGGCAGAGGGCUGUCCAAGGCUGCGGAUAUGGACCACCACUGGGUGGCAAAAGCCUGGUUAAGCGAUGUGGGUUUGCCUCAGUACUCCCAGGCAUUUCACAAUCACUUGAUAGAUGGGCGGGUCCUGAACUCUUUGACACGUCGGGACCUCGAACGUCACUUAAACAUCACCAAGAAGUUCCAUCAGGUCAGCUUGCUGCUAGGCAUCGAACUGCUGCAGUUGCUUCAUUUUGACAAGGAGGUAUUACAGGCUCGCCGGAUACAGUGCGAGCACCACAAUGUGGAUCCUCUGGUAUGGACCAUGCAUCGGGUCAUGAAAUGGAUCAGAGAUAUUGACCUCAAGGAGUUUGCUGAGAGUCUCCUAAACAGUGGUGUUCAUGGGGCUGUCAUGGUGCUAGACCCCACUUUCAACACUGACACGAUGGCAACGGUGCUAGGAAUCUCCAGCAGCAAACACAUGGUUCGCCGACACCUUGUGGAAGAGAUGAAAACACUAAUUGGCCAAGCCAGCGUGGAUGCCAAACAGGAAUACGAGCAUUUAGGUCUGGGGACACCACCUGUCCUCCUUCGUCAGAACUCUUUGGGUAGACCUCCCACCUCUACUGCCCGGCACACCGAUGAAGAAGGCUCAUUGAGAAGGAGGGCUGUGAAGCCUCCAGCAGGAUUUAGUCCCAAAGCUCGCAAUGGGCGGGACUUGAGUUGCCAUAGCAGCUAUGGCUCCCUGCCUAGAGAGGUUCGAGAUCACACUCCGCCCAGGGCAGAAGGAAGUCCCAUCCGUGGUUACACCAGCAUCGAGGUCACCAAUGUGUGAUGUUAUCAGAGUUCUACCAAUACCAGUCAUUCACUUCAUGACAAUGUACAACAUGGACAUUUGUCAUCCAUGUGCACGCAAACAUGGGAUGGUGAUUUUUUUUUUUUUUUUAUCUUAAAAUGAGCCUUUACAGGGCAGCUUGCACUUUGUAACAAGGAAAAUGUUGUUUUUUUGUUGUUGUUUUUUAACAAGUUUCCUGUUUUUUGGGGAAGUUUUAGCAUCUUUGAGGACAGUAAGCGCCCCUCCCCCAACGCCAGAAUUAAGAUGACUAUGAACGACUCGAGCUAUAUAUUUUUCUAUUCUUGUGUGUACACCAGGAGGUAACUAACUGAAAUGUUUGGGGUUUUUUUUUCUUUUUCUUUUUUUUUUUGACUAGUGAGGGAAAUGACUGUUUGUAUUAUACAGAGCACUUGAUGACAAAAUGUAAAAAAACAAAGUUUCAUAUUUCGUAACCGUGUAAGUGGCUCUUGUCUCAUUCAGUUCUGCCAUUUGUGAUGCCUUGUCAAUGUGACUUAGCAUUAAAAAAAAAACCAACUUAAAAAGACUUGAACUGAAUUUAAAAAUUUUAGAAUCUAUGUUUGAUAGUCAUUUUUCAUCUCGCACAUUUACACUGUUCUGUCAAAGCAUAUGUAGCACCUCUUCUGAUGUUUUAUACUGUGCAGUAAACAUAAAAUAUCUGAGCAAUGCCAACAACAACAAAGAAAAAGAUCGCUGAGCUGUGAUGUGUGAGCGUGUAUUUUUUUGUGAAAAGGAAAGUGCUCACUGAAAUGAAAUAAAGAUGGUGUCUAAAAUAUA